GUUUCUUCUGAGGUUUGUAGUUUACAUUAGGAAAUAACGCUUCGCCUUGUUAUCGCGUUAUUUAUCCUUUGGCUGAAGGUGAGGCUACGGGAGGGUUAGUUUUAUCGCUCAGUAAAAAAAAGCUCGCGGACUCCACAGAGGUCAAAGGGCGAUGCUGUCAGUCAUGUGCAGAUCGGCUCUGCCUAAAUACGGCAGGUCGUGGCUGUCUGCCCAGGUCGCGGUCAGAACCAUGUCCUCCUCUGAGGGACCCAGUCCUCCGUUCACCACGCUGGCCGUCAGCCGCCCGGCGGAGGCCGUCACACACGUCCAGCUCCACAGGCCCAAAAAGCUCAACGCCAUGAACAAAGCUUUCUGGAGGGAAAUGGUGGAGUGCUUUAAUGAGAUCUCUGAGGACCAGGACUGCAGAGUGGUGGUGGUUUCAGGAGCAGGGAAGAUGUUUACAGCUGGUAUCGACCUGAUGGACAUGGCGGGCGAUAUGCUCCAGCCGGAAGGCGACGACGCGGCCAGGGUCGCCUGGAACGUCAGAAAACUGGUCCGCAAGUAUCAAGAGACGUUCUCCGUCAUCGAGAAGUGUCCAAAGCCCGUCCUGGUGGCCGUCCAUGGUGCCUGCAUCGGAGGAGGUGUUGACCUGAUCACCGCCUGCGAUAUCCGCCUGUGCACCCAGGACGCCUGGUUUCAGGUCAAGGAGGUGGACAUCGGUUUGGCAGCAGACGUAGGAACCCUGCAGAGGCUUCCUAAAGUCAUCGGCAGCCGCAGCCUGGUGAACGAGCUGGCUCUGACCGCCAGGAAGAUGUACGCCGAUGAAGCAAAGAGCAGCGGAUUGGUCAGCCGAGUGUUUCCGGAUAAGGACGCCAUGAUGGCCGGAGCCCUGGAGAUGGCGGGAGAGAUCGCGGCUCGCAGCCCUGUGGCGGUGCAGGGCACCAAGCUCAACCUGAUCUACUCCAGGGAUCACAGCGUGGCCGAGGGACUCGACUACAUGGCUACGUGGAACAUGAGCAUGCUACAGACCCAGGAUGUGAUGAAGUCUGCUCAGGCAGUCAUGGAGAAGAAGAGCCUCAAAGAGACGCUGUUCUCCAAACUGUGAAGCUCAGAGCUGCUGCUGCUGUCGUUCUUCCAUCUUUAAGAGGAGAGCAGAUUGUUCUCUCCUCAGACCUCCAAGCUGCUGCCAGGAUGAAACCAGUCUGAACAUCUGAGCUUUAACUCCUUUCUAAUUGUAUAAUUUCAUCUUGUUUUGUAAACUAAUCAUCUUUAAUAAAGUCAUCUGAAUUAUU
This is a messenger RNA of Cyprinodon tularosa, 1271 nucleotides long. It is a transcript of the gene ech1, whose product is annotated as enoyl CoA hydratase 1, peroxisomal. Lineage: Eukaryota; Metazoa; Chordata; Actinopteri; Cyprinodontiformes; Cyprinodontidae. Gene Ontology annotation, molecular function: delta(3,5)-delta(2,4)-dienoyl-CoA isomerase activity. Gene Ontology annotation, cellular component: mitochondrion. The coding region runs from base 152 to 1084 and encodes 310 amino acids. The transcript is spliced from 11 exons. The record is from RefSeq and is a predicted model, not a curated record.